Grammomys surdaster is the source of this 807-nucleotide messenger RNA. Its product is annotated as cytochrome c oxidase assembly factor 5. NCBI's taxonomy places the organism in Eukaryota, Metazoa, Chordata, Mammalia, Rodentia, Muridae. The transcript is spliced from 3 exons. The coding region runs from base 71 to 295 and encodes 74 amino acids. Gene Ontology annotation, biological process: mitochondrial respiratory chain complex IV assembly. The record is from RefSeq and is a predicted model, not a curated record. Gene Ontology annotation, cellular component: mitochondrion.
CACGCCCUUUCGGGCGGUCCGGGGCGACCGAAGCCCGUGAUCUGGUGUGGCGAGGGCGGUGGGCCCCGCCAUGCCCCGGUAUUAUGAAGACAAGCCGGAGGGCGGUGCGUGCUCGGGCGUGAAGGAGGACCUGGGUGCAUGUCUGCUGCAGUCGGCCUGUGUGCUCCAGGAAGGAAAAUCCCCACGGCAGUGUUUGAAGGAAGGCUACUGCAGAGCUUUGCAGUAUUCGUUUUUUGAGUGUAAAAGAUCAAUGUUGGAUGCCAGAUCAAGAUUCAGAGGAAGAAAAGGAUAUUGAUAACAUUAUGUUGGAGGCAAGAUGAAAACCACCCAGGAGUUUCUCUGGUCCUUAACACAAAAGAACCAGAAUGGGAAGCACAGUAGCUGCCGCAUCUGUUCGACCUCCGGGCCAGGUGGUCCUCCUAAGAACACCAGAGAAAUCAGAUCAGUGCCGUUUCUGAAUGCUUCUGCUGGGUGAAGUCAUUUAUAGAAGAUCCAUGGGACUGAACAACUAUGGGCUAAGAACUUACUGUGUUUUGGGAAUUGCCUAAUGGAGAGAUUCUGUUCAAGGAUGACUCUUCAGUCAGAUUCUACAGAAUGCAUACAGGAGACCACAUAAGGUCCGCAUAGAUAGUAACACAGAACCUGCUGCCAGCCUCCUACAACUUGUUUCUGGUUCUUGGUUUCAAUUUUAGGCCAGCCCUCUCCUCAUAAAGGGGUGAUAUCAGCCACAGUCCACAUCCUCAAGAUCUGGGCUCCAAAAAGGAGAGUAUGAGCUGGCCCACAAAUCACACCUACUGAAGCACUAUG